AUGGCAGUGGCGGUGGCAGUGAGCAGUGGUAACAGUGGCGGUGGUAACGGUGGCAGUGGUAGUAGUAGCGGUGGCAGUGGUGGCAGCAGUAGCAGUGGUAGCAGUGACGAUGGCUUCAGUGGUAACGAGCAUGGUGGCAGCGGUGGCAGUGGUGGCAGUGGCGGUAGCGGUGGUAGCGGUGGCGAUGGCAGUGGCAGUGGCAGUGGUAACAGUGGCAGUGGUGGCAGCGGUGGUAACGGUGGCAGUGGCGGUGGCAGUGGCAGUGGUAAUGGUGGCAGUGGCGGUAACAGUGGCAGUGGUAGCGGUGGCAGUGGCAGUGGUGGCAGUGGUAGUGGCAGUGGUAGCGGCGGUGAGUGGUGGCAGGAGUGGCGGCCCGGUGGUAGCGGUGGCAGUGGCGGUGGCGUGGCAGUAGUGGCAGCGGUGGUGGCAGUGGCAGUGGCAGUGGUGUGCCCAGGUGUGACUGAUGAUGCCAAGGUGGGACUGAUGCCCAGGAACGUGCAGACAUGA
Messenger RNA from Alosa alosa (allis shad), 507 nucleotides. Its product is annotated as sericin-1-like. The record is from RefSeq and is a predicted model, not a curated record. The transcript has 3 exons. The coding region runs from base 1 to 507 and encodes 168 amino acids. NCBI's taxonomy places the organism in Eukaryota, Metazoa, Chordata, Actinopteri, Clupeiformes, Clupeidae.